Messenger RNA from Chanos chanos (milkfish), 999 nucleotides. Its product is annotated as olfactory receptor 2AT4-like. Lineage: Eukaryota; Metazoa; Chordata; Actinopteri; Gonorynchiformes; Chanidae. Gene Ontology annotation, molecular function: G protein-coupled receptor activity; odorant binding; olfactory receptor activity. Gene Ontology annotation, biological process: detection of chemical stimulus involved in sensory perception of smell; G protein-coupled receptor signaling pathway. The transcript has 2 exons. Gene Ontology annotation, cellular component: membrane. Bases 1 to 999 code for a protein of 332 amino acids. The record is from RefSeq and is a predicted model, not a curated record.
AUGCAUUUUCCUAUCAAUGAAAAUGACACCAUCGUCCAGCCACCGUAUUUCUAUAUCAGUGGAUUUUCUGGCAUACCCCAUAUGAAAUAUUAUUAUGUAUUCAUCUUCUUCGCCUUCAUAAUAUCUGUGCUUGGUAACUCUUUCCUAAUGAUUGUCAUCUAUACUGACCGCAGUCUUCACACACCAAAGUACAUUGCUGUCUUCAAUUUGUCGAUCACUGACUUGUUUGAAAGCACUUCGCUUAUUCCACAACUGUUGGAUACCUUCCUGUUUGGAAAUCAGUUCAUCUCUUAUGCAGCAUGUUUGUCCAAUAUGUUUUUUGUUCUCCUGUUCUGGACAAUGCAGUCCUUAACUCUAACAAUUUUGUCGUAUGAUAGACUUGCAGCCAUUUGUUUUCCAUUAAAAUAUCACAUGAUUGUGACACACAGGUCAAUGUUCAUUAUAGUUGCAGUUGCAUGGACAUACUCUUUAGUGUCACUGUUCGUUGCAGUAGGUUUCAUCUCAAAGCUGUCUUUUUGUAGGUCCAUUGUGAUUGAAAGUUUCUACUGUGAUCAUGGACCUAUGUUUCGAUUAGCCUGCAACAAUAACUUCCCAAGUACUGUAAUAAGCUUUUUAUUUCCUUCCAUGCUCUUGUGGUUCCCAAUGUUAUUUAUCUUAAUUUCAUACACUUGCAUAUUUGUUACAGUAUUAAAAAUCGCUACAUCACAGGACCGGGUAAAAGCUCUAAGAACAUGUACCUCUCAUUUGAUGUUGGUAGCAAUAUUUUAUCUUCCUAUAAGUAUAACAUUUGGUUUAGGCCCUAAAAUCCACCAAAAUGCAAGGAUCAUCUACCUUUCUAUGACCUCAACCAUUCCUCCCAUGCUUAAUCCAAUCAUUUACACUCUGAAGACAGAGGAGUUUAAGGUUUCUGUCAAAAAGAUUUUGAAAAGAAAUAAAGUAAAAAUAUUACACAAAAGUACUUUUGUUGUCCUUAGUUCAGUGACCAGCAUGAGUUACUAG